Messenger RNA from Merops nubicus (carmine bee-eater), 920 nucleotides. It is a transcript of the gene ACSS3, whose product is annotated as acyl-CoA synthetase short-chain family member 3. The annotation marks the transcript as partial. The record is from RefSeq and is a predicted model, not a curated record. The transcript has 7 exons. Lineage: Eukaryota; Metazoa; Chordata; Aves; Coraciiformes; Meropidae.
AUGUAUUCCAAAUGUUCCCUGGCUGUGGAUGAAGAUGAGGAAAAGGGCACAAAGAAAAUCAUAGAUAGACGUGUAUUGUACAGGGUUAUUGUCUUAAGUGACAUCCAGUUCGCCAGGGUGGGGAAGGUCUCCAAGUUAGCUGAUGUCAUGGUCAGACAUGGCGUGAAGAGAGGAGAUCGUGUGGUCAUCUACAUGCCCAUGAUUCCACAGACAGUGUACUGUAUGCUGGCUUGUGCAAGAAUAGGAGCCAUCCAUAGUCUGAUUUUUGGUGGAUUUGCAUCUAAAGAGCUUUCUGUUCGCAUUGAUCAUGCAAAGCCCAAACUUAUUGCAACAGCAAGUUUUGGAGUAGAACCGAAAAGGAAAGUGGAAUACAUGUCCCUCCUAGAAGGAGCACUGGCAAGGGUACAGAGAAAACCUGAUAAAGUUCUCAUUUACAAGCGACCUAACUUGGGCCAUGUUCCUCUUGUCCCAGGUCGUGAUCUUGACUGGGAAGAAGAGCUUGCAAAAGCACAGUGUUAUGAAUGUGUCUCUGUUCCCUCAGACCAUCCACUUUAUAUUCUGUAUACGUCUGGAACAACAGGCUUGCCCAAGGGUGUUGUCAGACCAACAGGUGGCUAUGCAGUUAUGCUGAACUGGACAAUGUCAGCUGUAUAUGGACUCAAACCUGGUGAGGUGUGGUGGGCAGCUUCUGAUUUAGGCUGGGUUGUUGGUCAUUCCUACAUUUGCUAUGGGCCUCUUCUUCAUGGGAAUACUACAGUUUUGUAUGAGGGGAAGCCUGUGGGAACGCCAGAUGCUGGUGCCUAUUUCCGUGUGCUAGCAGAGCAUGAAGUGGCUGCCUUCUUUACUUCACCUACUGCAAUUAGAGCAAUCCGUCAGCAGGACCCCGAGGCAGCCUUGGGAAAGCAGUACUCUCUGAAAAG